Molecule: messenger RNA, 6321 nt
Organism: Trematomus bernacchii (emerald rockcod)
Lineage: Eukaryota; Metazoa; Chordata; Actinopteri; Perciformes; Nototheniidae
Product: echinoderm microtubule-associated protein-like 6
Molecular function (GO): microtubule binding
Source: RefSeq, a predicted model, not a curated record
UGAAGCAGAUGAUCCAGGACUGAAGCAGGACUGAAGCAGAUGAUCCAGGAUGUCGGACCGGAGCGCCCCGGGCUGCCGGCUCCGACUGGAUUGGGUCUACGGGUACCGGGGCCAUCAGUGCCGAAAUAACCUGUACUACACCGCCGGGAAGGAGCUGGUGUACUUCGUGGGCGGGGUGGGCGUGGUGUAUAACACCAGAGAGCACAGCCAGAGGUUCUACCUGGGACACAACGACGACAUCAUCAGCCUGGCGUUGCACCCUGAGCGCUCCCUGGUGGCCACGGGUCAGGUGGGCAAGGAACCCUACGUGUGUGUGUGGGACUCCUUCACCGUGACCACCGUCUCUCUGCUGCGCGACGGACACACACACGGCAUCGCCUGCCUCGCAUUCAGCGCUGACGGACAGCGUUUAGCCUCGAUUGGCCUCGAUGCCAAAAACACUUUGUGUAUCUGGGAGUGGAAAAGAGGAAAGAUCCUCGCUACAGCCACCGGACACUCAGACAGGAUUUUUGACAUCAGCUGGGAUCCGUGUCAACAGAGCCGUCUGGUGAGCUGUGGAGUCAAACACAUCAAGUUCUGGUCUCUGUGUGGAAACGCUCUCACUCCAAAGCGAGGGAUUUUUGGGAAGACGGGCGACCUGCAGACCAUCCUGUGCCUGGCGUCGGCUAAAGAUGACCUCACUUACUCCGGGGCGCUCAACGGAGACAUUUACGUCUGGAAGCUGCUCAACCUCAUCCGAACCGUCCAGGCUGCACACGGGGCCGGUAUCUUCAGCAUGUAUUCCUGUGAGGAAGGUUUCGCCACAGGAGGCAGAGACGGCUGCAUCAGACUUUGGGACCCAGACUUCAAACCCAUCACCAAGAUCGACCUUCGAGAGGCCGAGCAGGGGUACAAAGCUUUAUCUAUUCGCAGCGUCUGCUGGCGGGCCGACCGGAUCCUGGCAGGAACGCAGGACAGCGAGAUCUUUGAGGUGAUGGUGCGGGAUCGGGACAAGCCCCUGCUGAUCAUGCAGGGUCACAGCGAGGGAGAGCUCUGGGCGCUGGACGUUCACCCCAAAAAAGCUCUGGCCGUCACCGGCAGCGACGACCGCUCCGUCAGGUUGUGGAGUCUGGUGGAUCACGCCCUCAUCGCUCGCUGCAACAUGGAGGAGGCGGUGCGGAGCGUGGCCUUCAGCGUGGACGGAUACCAGCUGGCUCUGGGCAUGAAGGACGGAUCUUUCACUGUGCUGAGAGUCAGAGACAUGACGGAGGUGGUCCACAUCAAGGACAGGAAGGAGGUGAUCCAUGAGAUGAAGUUUUCUCCGGACGGAGCGUACAUCGCUGUCGGCUCCAACGACGGAUUAGUGGACAUCUACGCUGUCGCCCAGAGAUACAAGAAGGUAGGAGAGUGUAACAGUAACUCCUCCAGCUUCAUCACUCACCUGGACUGGUCUCUGGACAGUAAAAUCCUGCAGACCAAUGACGGAGCGGGAGAGCGAUUCUUCUACCGCAUGCCUAUGGGGAAGCCGUUGGUCAGUAAGGAGGAGGUCAAAGGUCAGAGCUGGGCGACCUGGAGCGGCGUCCUGGGCUCCGACGUCAGCGGCAUCUGGCCAAAAUACUCCAAUCUAACGGAAAUCAACGCCGUGGACGCGAAUCUGUCAGCCGCCGUGCUCGUUACCGGGGACGACCUCGGCCUCGUUAAGCUCUUCCGCUUCCCCUGCCACCGGAAAGGUGCCAAAUUCAAGAAGUACAUUGGUCACUCUGCACACGUCACUAACGUCCGCUGGUCACAUGACCUGCAGUGGGUGCUGACGACGGGCGGAGCCGACCACGCCCUCUUCCAGUGGAGGUUUCUCCCGGAGUCAAUCAUGAACGGAGGACCGGACAUCAACAUCCAAGACAGUCACGGGGACUCGAACAGCGAGGAGUCGGACAGCGACGUGUCGGACGUCCCGGAGCUCGACUCUGACAUCGAGCAGGAGACGCAGAUCAACUACGACAGACAGGUUUAUAAGGAGGACCUUCCUCAGUUGCGGCAGCAGAGCAGAGAGAAGAAGCAGCAGGUGGGAUCUCUGAAGAGACAGAAUGGACCGGACCAGGGCCUCCGGCUGCAGUUUGUACACGGUUACCGUGGUUACGACUGCAGAAACAACCUGUUCUACACGCAGGGGGGGGAGGUGCUGUACCACGUGGCGGCGGUGGGCGUGGUCUACAGCCGGACUCUGCACACACAGCGCUUCUACCUGGGACACGACGACGACAUCCUGAGCCUCAGCAUCCACCCUCUGAAGGACUACGCUGCUACAGGACAGGUGGGGCGGGACCCGGCCAUCCAUGUGUGGGACGUCCAGACUCUGAAGUGUCUCUCUCUGCUGAGAGGUUUCCACCAGAGAGGAGUGUGUGCUCUGGACUUCUCAGCGGAUGGGAAGAGUCUGGUGUCGGUGGGACUCGAUGACGGACACUCGAUCGUGAUCUGGGACUGGAAGAGAGGAGAGAAACUCGCUACUGCCUGGGGUCAUAAGGAGAAGAUAUUUGUGGUGAAGUGUAAUCCCAUGCUGAUGGACAAGCUGGUCACUGUGGGAAUCAAACACAUCCAGUUCUGGCAACAUGCGGGUGGCGGUCUGACCUUUAAGCGCGGUGCGUUCAAGGCCGUGGCGCGUCCGGAGACCAUGAUGUCGGUGUGUUACGGCCGCAGCGAGGCGUUGGUGUUCUCUGGCGGAGCAACAGGAGACGUUUACAUCUGGAAGGAAGCGCUGCUGCUGAAAACCAUCAAAGCCCACGAUGGACCCGUGUUCGCCAUGUUCUCCCUCGACAAGGGUUUUGUGACGGGGGGUAAGGACGGCGUGGUGGAGCUGUGGGACGACAUGUUCGAGCGCUGCCUGAAGACGUACGCCAUCAAGAGAGCCUCGCUGUCCCCGGGGUCCAAAGGCCUGCUGCUGGAGGACAACCCCUCCAUCAGAGCCCUCACUCUGGGUCACGGUCACAUCCUGGUGGGAACCAAAAACGGAGAGGUUGUGGAGAUCGACAAAACCGGACCCAUGACCCUACUCGUGCAGGGUCACAUGGAGGGUGAGGUUUGGGGUCUGGCUCCUCACCCCCUCCUCCACGUCUGCGCCACCGUCAGCGAUGAUAAGACUCUGAGACUCUGGGAGACGUCGAGCAAUCACCGCAUGGUGGCCGUCCGCAAGCUGAGGAGAGGCGGUCGCUGCUGCUCCUUCUCCCCCGAUGGGAAGGCCCUUGCGGUGGGUCUGAGUGACGGGGGGGUGAUGGUGGUGAACGCAGACACGCUGGAGGACCUGCUAAGCUUCAACCACCGCCGAGACGCCAUCUCAGACAUCCGCUUCACCCCAGACUCAGGUAAAUUCCUGGCGGUGGCGUCCCAUGACGGCUUCGUGGACAUCUACAACGUGCAGAGCAGCAAGAGGGUGGGGAUCUGCAAAGGAGCGUCCAGCUACAUCACACACAUCGACUGGGACCUCAAGGGUAAACUGCUGCAGGUGAACACAGGAGCCAAAGAGCAACUUUUCUUUGAAGCUCCGAGAGGAAGAAGACAAAUAAUCAAAAACUCUGAGCUGGAGCGGGUGGACUGGUCCAGCUGGACGUGUGUUUUGGGCUCCAGCUGUGACGGGAUCUGGCCGACUCACAGCGACAUCACGGACAUCAACGCCGCCUCGCUCACCAGAGAUGGAGCGCUGCUCGCCACCGGAGACGACUUCGGAUUCCUGAAACUGUUCGGAUACCCCGUCAGAGGUCAGUACGCUCGUUUUAAGCGCUACGUGGGCCACAGCGCGCAGGUGACCAACGUCCGCUGGAACCAGGACGAUUCGGCCCUGCUAACGGUGGGGGGUGCCGACACCGCCCUCAUGAUCUGGGCGAGGGAGCGAGGGGGCGGGGCCAGUGGGGAAGGGGAGGGGCCUCUGAGUCGAGACAACCGACCGACCGUCGACAGCGAGGAGUCGGAGGACGACGUCGAUGAGGAUGGAGGCUACGACAGUGACGUUGCUCGUGAGAAGACGGUGGAUUACACGACGAAGAUGUACGCCGUCAGCAUCAGAGAGAUGAGAGGAACCAAACCUCACCAACAGCUGAGAGAGGUUUCUGCAGAGGAGAGGCCUCCAGUGAGUCGAGCGGCGCCGCAGCCAGAAAAACUGCAGAAGAAGAACAACGUGUCUAAGAAGAAGAGACUAGUGGAGGACCUGGUUUUGGAGCACGUGUUUGGUUUUCGAGGAUUCGAUUGUCGUAAUAACCUUCACUACCUGAACGACGGCACAGACAUCGUUUAUCACACGGCCGCCACCGCCAUCGUGCACAGCCUCAGCACCGGAACUCAGAGCUUCUACCUAGAGCACACUGACGACAUCCUCUCUCUGACCGCCAACCAGCACCCCAAGUACAAGAACGUCAUCGCCAGCGGACAGAUCGGCGACAUCAGUGAAGUGCCAGGUACGACCCCUUCGAUCCACGUGUGGGACGCGAUGAGCAAACAGACGCUGUCCAUCCUCCGCUGUCCGCACACUAAAGGCGUCGGCUACGUGAACUUCAGCGCCACGGGGAAGCUGCUGCUGUCCGUCGGGGUGGAGCCUGAACACACCAUCACCGUGUGGAGGUGGCAGGAAGGAUCCAAGGUGUGCAGUAAGGCCGGACACCCCGACCGGAUCUUCGUGGUGGAGUUUCGCCCGGACUCAGACUCGCAGUUUGUGUCGGUGGGAAUCAAACACGUGAAGUUCUGGACGCUGGCGGGCGGCGCUCUGAUGUACAGGAAGGGCGUAGUGGGCACGGUGGAGGACGCACGCAUGCAGACCAUGCUGUCCGUCGCAUUCGGGGCUAAUAACUUGACGUUCACUGGAGCGAUUAACGGGGACGUGUACGUGUGGCGGGAUCACUUCCUGCUGCGCGUGGUGGCGAAGGCUCACACAGGACCGGUGUUCACCAUGUACACCACGCUGAGGGACGGACUCAUCGUCACCGGGGGCAAGGAGAGGCCGACUAAGGAGGGGGGUGCAGUGAAGCUCUGGGAUCAGGAGAUGAAGCGCUGUCGAGCGUUCCAGCUGGAGACGGGGCAGCAGGUGGAGUGUGUGCGCUCCGUCUGCAGAGGGAAGGGUAAGAUCCUGGUGGGGACGAAGGACGGGGAGAUCAUCGAGGUCGGGGAGAAGAACGCGGCGUGCAACCUGCUGCUGGACAGCCACGCUCGGGGGGGAAUCUGGGGUCUGACGGCCCAUCCCACCAAAGAGAUCUGCAUCACCGCCAGCGAGGACGCCACUAUCCGACUGUGGGACCUCGAGGACAAGAAACUGUUGAACAAGGUGUGUGUGGGCGCCGCGGCUCGCUGUGUGAGCUUCAGCGCAGACGGAGAGAUGCUGGCGGUCGGGAUGAAGAACGGAGAGUUCCUACUCCUCCUCACCAACUCGCUGAAGGUGUGGGCGAAGAAACGAGAUCGCAGCAUCGCCCUCCAGGACAUCCGCUUCAGUCCCGACCGCUCUCUGCUGGCGGUUGCCUCGGUGGAGAACACGGUGGAUGUUUACGAUGUGAGCGGAGGACCCACUCUCAGCCGGCUGGUUUACUGCAGCGACCUGCCCGCCUUCAUCCUGCAGCUCGACUUCUCCGCUGACAGCUGCCACAUACAGGUGUCCACAGGAGCCUAUAAGCGGCAGGUGUUUGAGGUUCCUUCGGGAAAGUCGGUGAGCGACCAGACCGUCAUCGACAGAAUCACCUGGGCAACCUGGACCAGCAUCCUGGGAGAUGAAGUUUUGGGGAUUUGGCCUCGAAACGCAGACAAAGCGGAGGUCAGCUGUGCGUGUGUGUCUCACGGCGGCCUGAACGUUGCCACGGGAGACGACUUCGGUUUGGUCAAACUGUUCGACUUCCCCUGCACAGAGAAGUUUGCCAAACACAAGCGCUACCUCGGCCACUCGGCUCACGUGACAAACAUCCGCUUCUCCCACGAAGACAAAUACGUGAUCAGCACCGGAGGAGACGACUGCAGCGUGUUCGUGUGGAAAUGUCUGUAAAACGCAGCUUCCUGUCGUCUGAGCGCCUUAACACAAGUGGAUCCAGAGGGAAUCGAACCAGCGACCUUCAACCUUCGCUAACAGAGUUUACAAGCUGGAGAACAGGCAGAAAAAACGUUGACUGCAGCCAAACAAUGACCCUGAAAAUAAACAACUGACGAGAACCUGAAGACAACACAACAACAUUUGGGAUUUUCACAGAAAACGUUAUUUCCCCGGAGCGAGAUGCAUAAAAUCUGUGUGCACACAAGACGUAAAUAUCUAUUUGUAUUUGUCAGAUGUAUGAAGUUUUAUUUUUUAUGAAUCAUUGUGGAUAAAUUCAUUUAUCAAGUCUA